AUGACUUUUCUUCCCAUCUCCGCGUCGCUUCUCGGCCUCGCAGCUUCGGUUUGGGGCUUGAGCUUUAACAUCCCGACAUCCCCGCCUCCGAACUCGAGUGGGCAGCUCUCUGCAGCACCAGUUGGUGUAUCCCUGGAAUUUUUCACCUUCCCGGAGUACAUGGAAGAUGUCGCAUCAACUAAGACUUGUCUCCAAAAUCUGAAGGAUUUAACGGGGACUUGGCCUCGUUUGAGAAUCGGAGGCACGACUCAGGAUCGCGCGACGUACGACAGUUCAUUAACCCGUUCUGUCGAUUACACAGUGGCUAGCGCAGGUGAUGCGCCAGAGACUCUGACGUACGGACCGUCCUUUAUUUCUUUAGCAGCAAGCUAUGGCGGAGAAGUCAUUUUCGGACUGAAUCGCCGCUUGGAUAAUAUCGCCAACACAAAAUCCGCUGCCCUUCUUGCCCGGCGUAAAAUGGAUAACCUGUACGCCAUUGAGCUUGGAAAUGAGCCGACCUUCUACUCUAAAAGCGAUCCUAUUGCUCAUGGCGCGUCCUGGACAGCUGCAUCAGAUGAAGCAUCCCAGAUCAGCUGGCAAGAAGCGGUGUGCGACUAUCUUGAUGCAUCUGAUCUCAUCUCCGCAGGCGUCUACUUUGGCACUUCGAUGAGCGUCGCCGGUCUUACCGCAAAGGAAGGCUACGAGAAUAAAUUUGUCAAGGAUUACUGCUCUCACAACUAUCCGCAGGGGUCUGGUUCCUUCAACCUCCCCAAUCUCAUGGGUCACAGCCACAUUGCUACCCAGAUCAAGCCCUUUGCGGCUGAGGUCUCUGCCGCUCACAGAAUGGGCAAGCCCCAUAUCUUUGGAGAGACUAACUCUGCAACACAAGGUGGAGGUGGCGUCAGCCCGACUUUUGGUGCUGCCCUCUGGAUCCUCGACUAUGUAAUGCAAUCUGUGAUCAUGGGCACAGAUGCCCUCUACUUCCACCAGGGGACCGUUGGUAACUGUCAAUACUGCUGGUGGGGCCGCUACGAUGUGGGAUCUCCUUACUACGGUGCUUACUUCGCCGCCAUGGCGCUUGCCAACGCCGACCGAAUUGCGCCUCUAGACAGUCAAGACACACCCUACGCCGCGUACGCCAUUUACAAAUCCGGAGCUCCUGUUCGGGUCCUUCUUUACAACUCCGACUACUAUGUCUCUUCCGACGGCACCCGUUCAUCACAGACAUACAAGCUGUCCGGAAUUUCCUCCUCCAGAGUCACUGCUAAACGUUUGACUGCUCCACAUGCCACAUCUCGAGUUGACCAGGGUGAAAGCCCGACCAUUGCUGGUCAGACAUUUGCCAAUGGCAAAUGCACUAUUGAGGGGACAGAGCGCAUAGAGACAGUCUAUGUUUAUGGGGGAGAGGCAACCUUCACUGUUGCGGCUUCCGAGGCGCUUUUGAUUUACCUGUGA
Penicillium canariense is the source of this 1434-nucleotide messenger RNA. RefSeq names its product glycosyl hydrolase family 79 C-terminal domain-containing protein. The coding region runs from base 1 to 1434 and encodes 477 amino acids. Lineage: Eukaryota; Fungi; Ascomycota; Eurotiomycetes; Eurotiales; Aspergillaceae. The transcript is spliced from 6 exons. The record is from RefSeq and is a predicted model, not a curated record.